This is a messenger RNA of Entrophospora sp. SA101, 2941 nucleotides long. Lineage: Eukaryota; Fungi; Glomeromycota; Glomeromycetes; Entrophosporales; Entrophosporaceae. The record is from the annotation of a GenBank genome assembly.
AUGUUUAGCAAAGUCAGAGAUAAGUCAAGAGACAAACUAGAACAAAUUAACCAAGAACUCCAGGAGAUAUUGCAAUCAGAGGUAGCCAUCAACAAAUCGAAUGAGAAAUAUAUAAAGGAUCUGGAAUGUAAGUACACCCGGUGUGAGAAAGAAAUCCAAUCUCUCAAUAAAGAACUGGAACGGCUCGAGAACGCUUCGGAGAAAGAAAAGGCGGAGUUGAGAUCGGAGAUAUCGUCCCUUAAAAGAAGCUUAUAUCAAGCUAAAAAGGAAAUCCGAGAUAAGGUAUCCUAUACCGAUAAUAUAGAGAAGCAAUUACAAGAAUCAGAAGAGCGGGUUCAAAAUUUAAGGCAUAGGUUUAAAGUUAUUUCUUCUCGAAGAAGCUCUCCAAGUUUAUAUAAUUCAGAAGAGGAAGAUACAGAUAUGGCACAUAUAGACCCCUUUAUAAAUAUCACUAGAGGAUUAAAUCGACUUGAAAACCAUUUCACAGGGGGUACACCUUUAAUUAAUCCUGCCAAUAUCAUCCAAGGUAUGUACGGUACUUUAAAUACUAUUCGGGCUAAUUAUCAAAGAAUAGACCAGGAUUUGGAUGAUGUUACAAAUCAACGAGAUGCUCGAGAUGCUCAAAUAGUACAAUUACAGCAAGAUGUCAAUUAUUUUAGACAGCAAAAUAAUGCUUUACAAAAUCAUGUUAACCAACUUACACUAGAGCGUAACAAUUCUCAGAAUGAUCUUGCUUUGAUGACUACAGCUUAUUAUAAUGAACGGGAAGAACGUCGACAUUGGUGGAGGGUAGCUAAACAAUUGGAAAAGGGAAUGCAGAUGCGGAUUAAUACUUUAUUACUUGAUAAGCUUGCACUUAAUUUUAAACUCCGGAGGUGUCAAAGACAUGGUAGAGAAUUACAACAAAAAUAUGAUAUGCGUGGACAAUUGUGGCAUAAUGCAAGCCUAGUAUGGGAGGAUCAGUCUAAACUCAAACGUAUUCUUGAAAUUAUUUAUAAAGUAUCCACCCACCGGUUAAAACAAGAAUUACAAAGGUGUCAUAAUCAUGGAGCUAUGCUAGAAUAUUGGCAUGAUAGACGUUUACCAGUAUUAAAAUUAAUACAACCCACUCUUGCAAGCUUUCCACCCUAUAUUGGUCAAGAACCACCUGAUGAUUAUUUGGAUAAGGUUGUACAAUCAUGGGCAUUUGCUGAGGGACAUAUGACAGUUCUUGAAAAUGCACAUGCAGGAGAUUUCGAUGAUGCAGUUAAGUGUACUAUCUUAAAAUCCAAGAUGGCUGGAAAAUAUGCUCCAGUACCAGCUAAUGACCCCUUUACUCAUGUUUCAGCUAUUAAUGUACCACCCACAAUUUCUCAGCUAGAAACUAAUUCACACCAAUUACAAAAUAAAUCACAAUCAGAUAAUGAUAGUAUACGAGCUGAAAUAAAAAGCAUGAUAAAAUCAGAAUUAGCUGUAGUACCCACCACUUCCCUUCAGCCUACACAAUUUCAGAAAACACAAGUUCUACAGUCUCAGCAGAAACAAUCUGAUCCUAUUGAUUACCCUAGAGUACCAGAUAAAUAUAUGCCAGAAAGACCACCAGACGAAUAUGGUGUAUAUUCUGAAAAAUUUAUCCAUGCGAAUCUUAUAAACCCAACUCCUACAUCUAAUCAGGUUAUAGAAUCUGUAGCGAAAGAUGUUUACGAAAAAGUAAUGGAUAAAAUUUCCUCUUUUCUACCCAAGAAGAAAAAAGAUACUCCUAAUAAUGAUGAUAUGGAUGAUAUUACUAAGGGUAUGGCAGAAUUAUCAAUAAAUAAGGCUAUAGCCAAAGGUAUAUCACAGGGAAUAAAAGCGGUACAUGAUAAUAAUGUAUCAUCUCAGCAUAGAUGUUCGAAUUGUUAUAGUCUUGGACAUAAUUCUCGCAAGUGUCCAUAUCCUCGAAAAAGGAACAGAAAAAAUAGAAAGAGUAGAUCCAAAAAGAGAGGCAGUGUUAAUAAGGUUGCUGUAGAUUCGGGUUCAGAUACAAACUCUUCCAAUAAUGAUUCUUCAGAUAAUAACUCCGAUUCUGGGGAUUCCUCGUCUGAAGUUGAAUCUGAUCAUAGUUUUGAUGAAUCCAAACCUCGCAAGACAAAACAAAAAAAUACUCCUGCUUCUGGUAGACUCAAAGAGUCAUUGCAAAGCAAUAAGUCUGGAAAUAAAUCAACUGUUAUUGAUAAAUCACUUCAAAGAGUUAUACUAGAUAUGCUUGAUGGUAUCGCACCUAUAGAUUGGAUUGAGAAACUUAAAGCUAAGAUUGAGAACCCAUCUGAUAUACUCCCAUCUAUCAAAAAAUCGAAUUUUAGAGAUUAUCGAGAACCAGUUCCAGCAAUACCCGAUUCAGAGGAAGAAGAAACAUUAGAUGAUCCUAUGGAGAUAGACUUCGUUAUAAAGAAAGAACCUACUACAACUAUCGCAACUAUACCAUGUAAGAUUAAACGUCUGAAAAUUCCAGCAAUGACAUUAGAUUCGGCCGCCCAACCCGCGAUUGUAACAGACGACAUUGUUAAACGUGUGGGCGGGAAGAUUGAUAAAUCAGAGAUAUAUGAUCUCAGUGGUAUUGCUACAGUUCCAACUGAAUCCAUUGGUGUCAUCCGUAAUUUACCAAUAACAUUUCCUCCAGGUUUUACUAUAUAUGAAGAUUUUGUAGUUGUGAAAUAUAAAAAGCCAACAUUAAUAUUUUCGAAUCCACUUCUCAAGAAAUACAAAUGUGCUAUAGAUUGGGCCAAAGAUGAGUUAAAAAUUCCUUUUAAUGGUAAGGAUCAUAUUAUUCCUGUAACUAUGCACAAUGUCAAAAAUAAUCUUGAAGUAAAUUGCGCUACCGCAUCUCAGAAUGAUAAGUCUUUGGUAUCCGAUCAAAUUUCUCAAGAGACGGAUAGUGAUAAGGAUGACAAUAUAACAUUGGAGGAAUGGCAUGCUCCUGCGC